Messenger RNA from Achroia grisella, 2712 nucleotides. It is a transcript of the gene SOCS2-12, whose product is annotated as suppressor of cytokine signaling 2-like. Bases 509 to 1351 code for a protein of 280 amino acids. The transcript is spliced from 4 exons. NCBI's taxonomy places the organism in Eukaryota, Metazoa, Arthropoda, Insecta, Lepidoptera, Pyralidae. Gene Ontology annotation, molecular function: 1-phosphatidylinositol-3-kinase regulator activity. Gene Ontology annotation, cellular component: phosphatidylinositol 3-kinase complex. Gene Ontology annotation, biological process: phosphatidylinositol phosphate biosynthetic process; intracellular signal transduction. The record is from RefSeq and is a predicted model, not a curated record.
GUCGCUAGUCGCGAGUGAGCAGUGCGUACGUAGUGGUUGACGCAGAAAUAAUAUCGCUUUGCUCUGUCCGUUCAUUAUUGCUGCUCAAGCGUUCAUUCCGUUUUGAAACGUUCAAGCACUCGCUUGUGUCGUAAUGUGGUAUUUAAUUCACUUAGUUGUUAUUUAAAGUCUCGUUACUAUUGUUAUUUUUACUCUGUGCUUUUUAAGUGACAUUGCAUUAAAAAAAAGUUAUUAGUUUCCUUCUUGUGUAUUUUUAAGUGGAUUAUGAGAAUAAUAUUGUACAAUCUUCAGCAAUUUUAAUGAAACUUACUCAAUAUCGUUAUUAUCAUAGGAAGUAUAAUUAUAGGACAAAACUUUGCAUUCGUGUACAACCAAUAAUGUGUUCAUAAAUACGACCAAUCUGAAGUUUAGUUGAGUGUGUAAAUUACGAAUUGUGGCCUUCUGAGAAUUGGCUGUUGGGUUGCACAACGGCUCAGCAUAGUGGAACUGUGAAUACUGUGAAAAGCAAAUGUGCGUGGUACAAAUAAUAGAGUCGAAAAAAAUUCCUUUCAAUAUGACGUUGGCUGCGAGGUUAUCUCCUCAUAAUCCAUGUCUAAAUGUGGGUGUACCAGGGGUCGGCAUUGCCGCCAGCUGUCCAACCUGCAGGAACGAGUUCUUGCUGAACUUGACCCCCAUCUCCGGCAAGUGGCCGACACACCAUCACUCUCCAGCUACCUCACCAUUCACCACUCGCCCAGUAUACUUGCCACACUCGCCGCUGUACGCCAACCCAUGUUCACCAUUCUACCUGCGACAAUACAAAGACGGUAUCCGGAUAAAAGACACAUUUGAUGUGCUGAACCUAUCAGGAUGGUAUUACGAGGAUUUAGAUUUACAGGGUGCCCAGAAUUUACUGAAGGAUGCAAGCAUAGGCGCAUUCCUAAUACGGCGGUCUGGUGAUAAGAAUUUUAUUUUCUCCCUCUCAGUACAAACGGACCGAGGGCCCACGUCGGUUCGGAUACAUUUUGAAGAUGGAUUCUUUAGGUUAGACUGUGACACAUCAUUAGUUAAAUAUAUGCCGCGGUUUAGAUGCGUGGUCGAGAUGGUGCAGCACUACAUACUCAUCGGGGAGAAGGGCGCCGCCGGCACUGUGUGGGUCAACCGGGAAGGCUGUCCCCAUUCGCCCGUCCUACUUACAAGCCCCUUCAGAAAGAACCCACCAAGUUUAAAAGAAGCCGCCCGGCUCGCCAUACACAAAUCUUUAGACUCGAACCCCUUGAAGCCAAAACUGUGGUCUGCCCCUAAACACAGGUUAUUACCGUUGCCCCCUACAUUAAUAGACUAUCUCGGCAAAUAUCCAUACUCGAUCUAACACUAGGAUCUGUGUAAUUUAUUUAGUCAAUAGCAUCUAAUAUUGAAUGAUGUUUAUAGUAUAUGAAAUUGAGAGAGAAAAUAAUGUGUUGAAGGGCGUAUAAUUGAAUAAUAGAUAUAUUGUGAGCAACGUACGCCCGUUAUCAUAAUGCUGUAUUUUGUUUGUACAAAUGCAUUGUAUGUAAUCUGUGUCUAGUACAGGAUGCUAGUGUAAAGGGCUGGACCUUUUAUUUUUAAUAGCAAACUAACAAACUAUUAAUUUAUAAUAAUGAACUGUAUUAUUUAUAAGUAUUCAAUAUGGGACUCAACUAUGGUAUUUAGUGGAAUUUUUACGCAAAUUAUUAUUUCUUUUAUAAGUCAAAUCUGUGUCUGUAUAUAGAGAUUUGUGCAAAUAAUGCAAGACUGAUCAUGAAUGUCUAAUUGUAAAACUGUUUUACUGUCGCGUGUUGUUCCUUUCUUGUGGCCAGUAUGUACAAAGUACGACGGACCUGUGGCACUUUGUAUGCGCAGCCCUACAAUAAUGCAGCCCGCACUUAACUACUGAUAUUGUUAUUUUAGUAAAUUGUUCACUAAUGCCUAAUCUUGUCCAUCGUGUUAAGAAAUCAUCACAUUAUUUUAUAUAAUUAUAUUUCUAUUAAUUUAUUUAUUGGCUAAGAGUAGAUUUACUUGUUCACUAAAGCAUAAAAGCUGAUAUUUUAUCUUUGUUCCUACGUUUCUGUUAAGUCCUACAUCCAUUGACAUCUGUUUUGUGUAACGAUAUACGGCACCGACUGUACUAAAUCUGCUAGUUUUUAAUUAAAACUUAGUGCCAUCAAACAUUAACUACAAAUCUGAAUUUGCAGCAGCAAUUUAUUAUCCAAUGGAAGUAUUUUUGAGGCUGAAGAUGUAUAUAAUUCUUGUUUUUGUUUUCUAUUUAUUUCAUUAUCGUAGUUAAGUAAAUGAAUGAUGUCGGCAGGUUGAAACCAUGUAAUGGUUAUUCGGUAUACUAUAUCGUCGUAAAGUAGAAGGCAGGUUUGGCUAGUGAUGUUCACUAAUGUAGAAUUAAUUAACUGUACCUUAAUAAUCUCAAUUAGAACGUAUUUAGGUUUCACCAUCAUUGUAUAGGUGUCAAUAUUUACAUCCACAUAAAUUAUUUAAUCGGCGUUAUGCACGAGGCAACUGUCAAAUUCAGGAGAUUUUCUCGCUGAACAUAGAAAAUGAAUGUUAUUUAAUUUAAACAAGAUUAUUUUUAUACAAUUUUGUAAGGGGAAGCACCAACUACCUAAAUAAGUGUGACAUAAUAGAAGGAAACUCGUGUUUCGAUGUUUAUAGAAAUAAUGUAUAAAAAGAACUGCAAAUAAUUUAUUAUAAAAAAAUAUACAU